This is a messenger RNA of Cebus imitator (Panamanian white-faced capuchin), 1781 nucleotides long. RefSeq names its product cytokine receptor like factor 1 (gene CRLF1). The record is from RefSeq and is a predicted model, not a curated record. The transcript is spliced from 9 exons. Bases 195 to 1460 code for a protein of 421 amino acids. Lineage: Eukaryota; Metazoa; Chordata; Mammalia; Primates; Cebidae. Gene Ontology annotation, molecular function: cytokine receptor activity; protein binding. Gene Ontology annotation, cellular component: external side of plasma membrane. Gene Ontology annotation, biological process: cytokine-mediated signaling pathway.
GGGGCCGGGCGGGGCCAGCGGCGCAUUAGCGCCUUGUCAAUUCGGCUGCUCAGACUUGCUCUGGCCUCAGCGUCCGCGCCCAGCGACGUGCGGGCGGCCUGGCCCGCGCCCUCCCGCGCCCGGCCUGCGUCCCGCGCCCUGCGCCGCUGCCGCCGAGCCGCCGCCAGCCGCGCGCCCCGGGCAGCGCCGGCCCCAUGCCCGCCGGCCGCCGGGGCCCCGCCGCCCAAUCCGCGCGGCGGCCGCCGCCGUUGCUGCCCUUGCUGCUGCUCUGCGUCCUCGGGGCGCCGCGAGCCGGAUCAGGAGCCCACACAGCAGUGAUCAGCCCCCAGGAUCCCACGCUUCUCAUCGGCUCCUCCCUGCAGGCCACCUGUUCAGUGCACGGAGACCCACCAGGAGCCACCGCUGAGGGCCUCUACUGGACCCUCAACGGGCGCCGCCUGCCCCCCGAGCUCUCCCGGGUGCUCAACACCUCCACCCUGGCCCUGGCCCUGGCCAACCUCAACGGGUCCAGGCAGCAGUCGGGGGACAACCUCGUGUGCCACGCCCGAGAUGGCAGCAUCCUGGCUGGCUCCUGCCUCUAUGUUGGCCUGCCCCCAGAGAAACCCUUCAACAUCAGCUGCUGGUCCAAGAACAUGAAGGACUUGACCUGCCGCUGGACGCCAGGGGCCCACGGGGAGACCUUCCUCCACACCAACUACUCCCUCAAGUACAAACUUAGGUGGUACGGGCAGGACAACACAUGUGAGGAGUACCACACAGUGGGCCCUCACUCCUGCCACAUCCCCAAGGACCUGGCUCUCUUUACGCCCUAUGAGAUCUGGGUGGAGGCCACCAACCGCCUGGGCUCGGCCCGCUCCGAUGUGCUGACGCUGGAUAUUCUGGACGUGGUGACCACGGACCCCCCGCCCGACGUGCACGUGAGCCGCGUCGGGGGCCUGGAGGACCAGCUGAGCGUGCGCUGGGUGUCGCCACCCGCCCUCAAGGAUUUCCUCUUUCAAGCCAAAUACCAGAUCCGCUACCGAGUGGAGGACAGUGUGGACUGGAAGGUGGUGGAUGAUGUGAGCAACCAGACCUCCUGCCGCCUGGCCGGCCUGAAACCCGGCACCGUGUACUUCGUGCAAGUGCGCUGCAACCCUUUCGGCAUCUACGGCUCCAAGAAAGCGGGGAUCUGGAGUGAGUGGAGCCACCCUACAGCCGCCUCCACCCCCCGCAGUGAGCGCCCGGGCCCGGGCGGCGGGGCGUGCGAGCCGCGGGGCGGAGAGCCGAGCUCGGGGCCGGUGCGGCGCGAGCUCAAGCAGUUCCUGGGCUGGCUCAAGAAGCACGCGUACUGCUCCAACCUCAGCUUCCGCCUCUACGACCAGUGGCGAGCCUGGAUGCAGAAGUCGCACAAGACCCGCAACCAGGACGAGGGGAUCCUGCCCUCGGGCAGACGGGGCACGGCGAGAGGUCCUGCCAGAUAAGCUGUAGGGGCUCAGGCCACCCUCCUUGCCACCGGAGUUGGAGAGGCCAAACCCAAACUGGGGCCACCUCUGUACCCUCACUUCAGGGCACCUGAGCCCCCUCAGCAGGAGCUGGGGUGGGCACUGAGCUCCAAUGGGCUGAACAGCUCUGACUCCCACAUGAGGCCAGCUUCGGGUGCACCCCAGUGUGGGUGUGUGAGGGUUGGCUGAGUUACCUAGAACCCCUGCCAGGGCUGGGGGUGAGAACGGGAGUCACUUCCCCCUACCCAGGGCCCCUCCAAAAUAGUCCUUUUAAAUAAAUGAGCUAUUUAGGUGCUGUGA